Trametes versicolor FP-101664 SS1 is the source of this 778-nucleotide messenger RNA. RefSeq lists its product as uncharacterized. Gene Ontology annotation, molecular function: mRNA binding; structural constituent of ribosome. Gene Ontology annotation, biological process: cytoplasmic translation. The transcript has 4 exons. NCBI's taxonomy places the organism in Eukaryota, Fungi, Basidiomycota, Agaricomycetes, Polyporales, Polyporaceae. Gene Ontology annotation, cellular component: cytosolic large ribosomal subunit. Bases 181 to 636 code for a protein of 151 amino acids. The record is from RefSeq and is a predicted model, not a curated record.
CGCCCCAUCACGCCGUACGGAUGAAUCUGCGCACGUCGAUACGCGUAAAACGGGUCUAUGGUCGACCUAGGAGGCUGGAUGGGAGAUUGAGAUAGCGGAUGGAGGACAGGCUGGCCCUCCAAACUUUGGCCAACGGUUUUACUGACACCAUCCCUUCCCGUUCCCCUCUUUACUCGCUAGAUGAAGACCGAGAUCGACUCCUUCUCCGGCUACCGUAUCUACCCCAGCAAGGGCCGGCUCUUCGUGCGGGGAGACAACAAGAUCUUCCGCUUCGCCACCUCCAAGAAUGAGUCGCUCUUCCUCCAGCGCAAGAACCCCCGCAAGAUCGCCUGGACGCAGGUCUACCGUCGCAUGCACAAGAAGGGUAUCACUGAGGAGGUCGCCAAGAAGCGCUCCCGCCGCACCGUGAAGCACCAGCGUGGUAUCGUCGGUGCCGACCUCGCUGCUAUCGCUGCGCGGAGGAACCAGACCGCUGCCAUCCGUGCCCAGGCAAGGACCGCGGCCAUCCAGAAGGCCAAGUCCGAGAAGAAGGCGAAGGAGGACAAGAAGGAGAAGAAGCCCGCUACUCGUGGCCCCACCACCACCGCACCCCGGGUAUCGAAGCAGCAGAUGAAGGGUGGCAAGGGCGGCCGUUAAGUGUACUCGCUUCGGUCCUCUUCCUUCGUUAUGAUACAUGCUUUCGUCUUCCUCCUCGCGCAAAAUGUAUGGGUCUAGCAUGCCUCCACCACGAUGACAUUAUGCUACGGCAUGCCGUUGGAUCGAAAUACCACUGUAAAAC